This is a messenger RNA of Sphenostylis stenocarpa, 4677 nucleotides long. The record is from the annotation of a GenBank genome assembly. NCBI's taxonomy places the organism in Eukaryota, Viridiplantae, Streptophyta, Magnoliopsida, Fabales, Fabaceae.
AUGACAAUGGAAACCUUCUGUUUCUCCACCUCUCACUUAUCCAUACAGACCAACACCACCAUUUUCUCCUCCAAACACCACCCGCCCUCCGCCGCUACUACCACCACCGUCUCCUUCUCUCUCAAACCGCCCUCGGACUCCAACAACUCCGCCACCCCUCGCCGCCCCUCCAAACCCCUCAAAACCACUCCAACUUCAAACCCCCUCGCCAACAAGCUAUGGCUCACAAGCAAACUCUCCCCUCCCCCUCCUCCUCCUCCUCCUCCUCCCCCACCUCCGCCGCCACCGCCCCUAGUCGAAACCGAGACCGUCGCGGAAGAUAGCGGAGGCAAUGAAGGCUCGAAUUCCGACUCCCAAAUCGAUUUCCGGCAGCCGGGGAAGAUAUUCGUGGGGAACCUUCCGGCGUGGGUGAAGAAGCCCCAGGUGGCGGAGUUCUUCCGGCAAUUCGGGGCGAUACGGAGCGUGAUUGUGAUCAAGGGGCACCACGAGACCGAGCGGAACGCGGGGUUCGCGUUCGUCAUAUACGAGGGGGAGGACGAGGCGGCGGACAAGGCGGCGAUGCGGGCGGUGGAGUUCGACGGCGUGGAGUUCCAUGGGAGAGUGCUGACGGUGAAGCUGGACGACGGGAAGAGGAUGCGGGAGAAGAGUCAAGAGCGGGCGCGGUGGUUGAAAGGGAAUGGGGACAAGGGAGAGUAUCCGUCCACAUGGCACGAGGAGAGGGACGGAUCGAGGAAGGGGUUCCAGAAAGUUCUGGAAACCCAGCCUGAGAAUUGGCAGGCCGUUGUGACAGCCUUCGAGAGAAUUAAGAAGCCUGCUAGAAAAGAAUAUGGUUUAAUGGUUAAAUAUUAUGCACGACGAGGAGACAUGCAUCAUGCACGACAAACAUUUGAGAGUAUGAGAGCAAGGGGAAUAGAGCCUUCUUCACAUGUGUACAGUAGUCUGAUUCAUGCUUAUGCAGUUGGUAGAGACAUGGAAGAAGCUUUACAUUGUGUUAGAAAGAUGAAGGACGAGGGCAUUGAAAUGACUAUAGUGACAUACAGUAUAAUCGUGGGAGGAUUUGCUAGAAUGGGCAAUGCCGAUGCUGCAGAUCGCUGGUUUAAGGAGGCCAAGGAGAGACUCCCAUCUUUGAAUGCUGUCAUUUAUGGGAGCAUAAUUUAUGCACACUGUCAAACAUGCAAUAUGGAUCGAGCUGAAGCCUUGGUCAGGGAGAUGGAAGAACAAGGGAUAGAUGCUCCCAUUGACAUAUAUCAUACCAUGAUGGAUGGCUAUACAAUGAUUGGUAAUGAAGAAAAAUGCUUGAUUGUGUUUGACAGACUAAAGGAAUGUGGUUUCUCUCCCUCAGUUGUCAGCUAUGGUUGUCUUAUUAAUCUUUACACCAAGAUAGGGAAAGUUUCUAAAGCAUUGGAGAUAAGCAAAAUGAUGAAAAUGAGUGGCAUAGAACAUAACAUGAAGACAUACUCUAUGUUGAUCAAUGGAUUCUUGAAGUUAAAAGAUUGGGCUAAUGCAUUCUCCAUUUUUGAAGACUUCACUAAAGAUGGUUUGAAGCCCGAUGUAGUUCUAUACAAUAACAUUGUAACAGCUUUUUGUGGAAUGGGUAAUAUGGAUCGUGCCAUUCAUAUGGUGAAGCAAAUGCAGAAGGAGAGGCAUAGACCUACCACGCGCACAUUUUUGCCCAUUAUACAUGGUUUUGCAAAAGCUGGUGAGAUGAGGAGAGCCCUGGAGAUAUUUGAUAUGAUGAGGAGGAGUGGCUGCAUUCCCACUGUACACACGUAUAAUGCUCUGAUUCUUGGCCUUGUUGAGAAGCGGCAGAUUGCCAAAGCUGUAGCAAUAUUGGAUGAAAUGAAUCUGGCAGGCGUGGGACCAAAUGAACAUACAUAUACAACUCUUAUGCAAGGUUAUGCUUCACUGGGUGAUACUGAAAAGGCCUUUCAGUACUUUACAGCGUUGAGGAAUGAGGGUCUGGAGAUUGAUGUCUAUACCUAUGAAGCAUUGUUGAAGGCAUGUUGCAAGGCAGGCAGAAUGCAGAGUGCCCUUGCAGUCACAAAAGAAAUGACUGCAAAAAAGAUUCCAAGAAACACUUUUGUCUACAACAUACUAAUUGAUGGCUGGGCUCGGAGAGGUGAUGUUUGGGAGGCUGCAGACUUGAUGCAACAAAUGAGAAAAGAUGGAGUUCGACCAGACAUCCACACCUACACGUCUUUUAUAAAUGCAUGUUGUAAAGCUGGGGAUAUGCAGAAAGCAACUGAAAUUGUCCAAGAAAUGGAAGCAUCUGGUAUAAAACCAAACCUAAAAACCUACACCACUCUAAUAAAUGGUUGGGCACGUGCUUCUAUGCCUGAGAAGGCUUUAAGUUGCUUUGAAGAGAUGAAACUAGCUGGAUUGAAACCAGACAAAGCAGUGUACCAUUGUCUUGUGACAUCUUUGUUAUCAAGAGCCACCUUUGCUCAAUCAUACGCUUAUACUGGCCUCUUGGCUGUGUGUGGAGAGAUGAUAAGGUCUGAGGUGACUGUUGACAUGGGAACUGCGGUUCAUUGGUCUAGAUGUUUACGCAAGAUUGAGAGAACAGGAGGGCAACUAACAGAAGCCCUACAAAAGACCUUUCCUCCUGAUUGGACCUCACAUAAUGUUCUUGAUGUCAAUAGGGAAACAGAAACUGCAGAUCUUGACAUUGAUGACGAAGAAGAUGACUAUGAUGAUGACCAUGAUGUACAUUAUAACGUCAGUGUAAUUAAUAAUGAUGAUGACACUGAUAAUGAAAUUAAUAAUGAUGAUGAUACUGAAGAUGAGGAUUAUGAGAGUAAGAGUAAGAGGGUUUCAUUGAAGAAGAAGUACAAGGUUAUAAGGAAGGUCAAAGAACACAACAGAAAAAAAGCGAAGGAAGCGAAGAAGCUUCGGUUGAGUGGGAAGAAGAAGGUUGAGAAGGAUCCCGGUAUUCCCAACGAUUGGCCCUUCAAGGAACAGGAACUCAAAGCCCUUGAAGCUCGAAGAGCGAAGGCCAUUGAGGAAUUGGAGCAAAAGAAAGCUGAGCGCAAGGAGAGGGCACGUAAAAGGAAAUUGGGUUUGCUAGAGGAAGAUGACUCUCAGCUGCCAGAGGAUUCUAAAAAAAAUAAAAAUGAUUUUGCUACCGCAGGGAAGACAAGAGAUAGCUCAGAUAGAGCCUUUUACAAGGAUCUGGUUAAGGUCAUUGAAGCCUCUGAUGUCUUACUGGAGGUCCUUGAUGCCCGUGAUCCCUUGGGGACUCGUUGUCCAGAGAUAGAGAACAUGGUGAUGAAAUCGGGGCCUGAUAAACGUCUCGUCUUGCUUUUAAAUAAAAUUGAUCUUGUGCCCAAAGAAGCUUUAGAAAAGUGGCUCAAGUACCUUAGAGAAGAGUUACCUACCGUGGCCUUCAAAUGCAGUACACAGCAACAAAGAUCAAACUUAGGGUGGAAAUCUUCUAAGAAAGCCAAAUCAAGUGAUAUUCUGCAAUUAAGUGAUUGUCUUGGAGCUGAUACUCUCCUCAAAUUGUUGAAGAAUUACUCAAGAAGUCAUGAGAUCAAAAAGUCCAUCACUGUCGGUUUGAUUGGCUUGCCCAAUGUUGGAAAGAGUAGUCUUAUUAAUAGCUUAAAGAGAUGUCAUGUUGUCAAUGUUGGUUCUACUCCUGGGUUAACAAGAUCAAUGCAAGAGGUUCAGUUGGACAAAAAUGUUAAGUUGCUGGAUUGCCCUGGUGUUGUUAUGCUGAAGUCUCAAGAAAAUGAUGCUUCCAUUGCUUUAAAAAAUUGCAAGAGGAUUGAGAAGUUAGAUGAUCCAAUUAGCCCAGUUAAGGAAAUUCUCAAGCUCUGUCUGCCUGAGCAGCUGGUAACUCUGUACAAAAUUCCCAGUUUCAAUUUAGGUGAUGCUGAUGAUUUUCUGCGGAAGGUAGCUACAGUUAGGGGCAAACUCAAGAAGGGUGGAAUAGUUGACGUCGAUGCUGCUGCAAGAAUCGUUCUUCAUGAUUGGAAUGAGGGUAAAAUUCAGUAUUAUACCAUGCCUCCAAAUAGGGAUCAAGGGGAACCUUCAGAUGUGAAGAUAGUUUCUGAAUUUGCGAAAGAGUUUAACAUUGAUGAAGUCUACGACCAUGAAUCUUCAUUUAUUGGGAGCCUUAAAUCUGUUGAUGACUUCAAUGCUGUUGAAGUACCUUCAAGUCACCCUCUUAAUCUUGCUGAGACAAUGUUGGAGGACGACACACAAAUGAAGUCAGCUGACCAAGGCGAAGGUCCCGGAAAGGUGGCUGAUGUGGAUGAAUCCAUGGAAGAUGAUGAUGUUGGGGAGAACAAGGAUAGCAGCAGUGCGGCCAGUAGGCAAAAUGAAAAGUUAUAUACUGCGGACGGUAUGCUUAAUACAAAACUGAAGCGAGCAGAGAAGAAGAAAAGAAAAAAGGCUAAAAAAGCUUUAGCCUCUUCGGAUUCCAUGGAUGAUGAUUAUGAUUUCAAAACUGAUUACUUUAAAAAAGAAGCCUCAAUGGAUGCUGAAGAUAGCCAGAGUGAGGAUGAUGAUGAACAAGUCAACACUGAAGUGCCUAUGUCUGAUGCAAUCCAAGUCCAAGCUGACAAAAGUUUCCUCUGCAUCUACUCGUUCAUGCAGGUACACCACACUGUUUCUUUGGACCCAAAUGCAUCACACCACCGCCACCAAGGUUAUAUUACUUCAUAUCAUCCUUAA